GCAAUUUUUGUGAAGAUGAUGUUAAUGAGGCAUACCAAAUUAUGACUUCGAAUCGAAAUGUAUCUGAUCAGCAACUUCUAGAUGCAUAUGUUUACACGUCUGACGGUACAUCUAGAAAGCAUCGUGAGGCUCUAUCAAUCAUUGGAAAAUAUCGUUUAAUGUAA
Molecule: messenger RNA, 164 nt
Organism: Racocetra persica
Lineage: Eukaryota; Fungi; Glomeromycota; Glomeromycetes; Diversisporales; Gigasporaceae
Source: the annotation of a GenBank genome assembly